This is a messenger RNA of Rosa rugosa (rugosa rose), 1101 nucleotides long. RefSeq lists its product as uncharacterized. Gene Ontology annotation, biological process: lipid metabolic process. Lineage: Eukaryota; Viridiplantae; Streptophyta; Magnoliopsida; Rosales; Rosaceae. The record is from RefSeq and is a predicted model, not a curated record. Bases 178 to 867 code for a protein of 229 amino acids. The transcript is spliced from 6 exons.
AUCUGUCUCUCCGAUUCCUCAGUAUUUCAGUUACGCGCAUCUUCGUUUGCUUUGCCAAAUAUCAUCGUAGGAACUUCAAAUCUUGUCAAAAGUUCGAUACUUUUGUUUCAUGGUUUUGCUUCCCCACGUUUUCUCAGCCGCCAAACACCAAAGCUGAAAUCUUUAAGACUUUGCACCAUGGAUAUGAGAGUUGGGUUUGUGAUUCUUUUUGUGCUGGGAGCCAGUUGGGCUUGUGAUGCUAGACAUGUGGUGGAGCUUAGUUUGUCAGUGCAAGAGGGGGAACCUCAAACUUUGAAAGAAUUUUCUGGGAAUGAAAAUGUUUGCACAUUAUGUGAGGAGUUUGCAUCUCAGGCACUUGAUUACAUCAGUGAAAACAAGACUCAGACUGAGAUCAUUGCAACUCUACAUAACACCUGCUCUCAAUUGAAGUCUUUCAGCCAGCAGUGUGUCACUUUGGUGGACUACUAUGCUCCUCUCUUCUUCCUAGAGGUUACCUCUGUAGAACCAGUUGAUUUCUGUCGGAAGGUCAACCUAUGUCAGCAAGUUGCAACAUUUUCUUCGCAACUCCGUGAGGACAGCUGUGGAUUAUGUCACCGGGCUGUUUCAGAAGUAUUAGCCAAGUUAAAAGAUCCUGAUACACAGCUGGAGAUCAUUGAGAUUCUUUUGAAGGCAUGCAAUUCUGUGGAGAACUAUGUCAAGAAGUGCAAGAGGAUCGUUUUCGAGUAUGGACCACUAUUCCUUGUGAAUGCAGAGGAGUACCUUGAGAAAACAGACAUAUGCACCGAACUUCAUGCCUGUAAUCCAAGCACAGUUAGUACGAUGGAAGCAUCAUCGUUGGAUAUUGGAUCCAUGCGGGCCGACUCUUAGUCUUGGCAACAAAAGAUAUACUGGAAUUGGAAUGGUGCUAGUACCACACGCUCACGUAUUGUUACUCUUCUAGCUGUGCAUGUGCGAUCAUAUGUUUGUGACUGAAGACAUGGUUGAACAUUGGCUGUAAAGAUUCGCCUACAAAUUGUUGAAUCCAUCGUUGUAAAAUAUGUAAGAUAAAUUCAAAUGCUUGCAUGAAAAUGUUUGAUCCUCUAAUGUCGUCUCUUUUAUCUA